UAUUCCAUUCUAUAAUCACAUUUCUCGAUCAACAUUCUACGGUGUCGGUUGUGCUUGCUUGCAAAUACGGUGUUAAUAAAGUAAUUAAUCAAGGUCAAAAUGGGUUUGACACAAUAUUUUAUUUUAAUUUUGUGCUUUGCGGGCGUCUUAUCCAAUGUUAUUAAUAUUUCCAAUAGUGGUGGGAAUGAGACUCAACCCUUCAUAGAGAUCGGUAGUAAAUAUUACUUAAUAAAUGCUACUGUUGAGAUGAAUUGGUUCGAAGCGAUGAUUUAUUGUCGCAACUUUGAUAGUUAUUUGGCUGUAAUCGAGUCGGAAGCCGAAAUGAAUGCACUGAGCUCCUAUUUAAUCACGAAUGAAGGUCACAUUGGUAAAAAUUUUUGGCUUGGGGCCAACGAUUUGGUCGAUGAGGGUAAAUUUAUGUCAGUUAAAGACGGACGCACAAUGCCCUACGCUAAAUGGUUAGGGGGUCAUCAACCAAGAGAUUACGAUAGAAAUGAGGAUUGUGUACAACUUUGGCUCUUUAAUAAUAUAUUCUAUAUGAAUGAUAAAAAUUGCUGGGCUAAGCUUUAUGCCAUCUGUGAGUUGCGGCAACCGAAGUAGAGUUGCGAAGUGUGUGAUUUGAAAAAUUUUAUGGA
This is a messenger RNA of Bactrocera dorsalis (oriental fruit fly), 635 nucleotides long. Its product is annotated as lectin subunit alpha. Bases 100 to 600 code for a protein of 166 amino acids. The transcript has 3 exons. NCBI's taxonomy places the organism in Eukaryota, Metazoa, Arthropoda, Insecta, Diptera, Tephritidae. The record is from RefSeq and is a predicted model, not a curated record. Gene Ontology annotation, molecular function: signaling receptor activity.